This is a messenger RNA of Bolinopsis microptera, 1284 nucleotides long. Its product is annotated as transmembrane protein 150A-like. Bases 496 to 1242 code for a protein of 248 amino acids. NCBI's taxonomy places the organism in Eukaryota, Metazoa, Ctenophora, Tentaculata, Lobata, Bolinopsidae. The record is from RefSeq and is a predicted model, not a curated record. The transcript has 3 exons.
AAGUGCUACAAUGCUAUGUAGUCUUAUCUCCUUUUUGUUUCUUAAAAUUGGGUUAUUUGCGGGUACCGGUUUUCAAUUUUUCUUCUGUUGUGUAUAUUAUUACCCUUAACUUGCUAGAAUUAGCUAUCAGUUUUCAGUAAUGACGGAUGAUUUUCCAGUUCGAAGAAUUUAUCACGUUUUAAUCUUCGAAUUUCCCUAUGUGAUAGCGAUUGUCAUAUAAUAUGAUAAUAUAAAUUCGAUCAUGAAUUUAAUUUUACUUAAGGUUCCGCGUAUUAAUGAAGCGCAAGGGAUCGUAAUGAUUUUUGUUAAUAAUAAUUAUAAUACAUAUUUUUGUUUUACUUACAUUUACUACAAUAUAAUCGUUCGAUCUUCUCUCCUCAACGAAUUAAUCAUCAUUACAACUUUCUUUAUCGAUUUCUUGUCUAAUCUGCACUCAGAUUUACUAAAGUUAGUGUUGAUAUUUGAUAAUUAAACAUUCUUCUUAAGAUUUUGGAUAUGACGAAGAACUUUGAUCCGAGACCAGUCCCAGACAAGAAUUGGUUUCACUCCAAGAAUGUUGCUUUGCUACAAUGUCUGUUAACAGUUGGAACAACCCUGGCAUCAUAUGCAAUAGCAUUGUAUAUGGGCCAUGUCAAAUUGUGGCCUAUUCCUAUGAUUUCCUACUGCGGAGUUCACCCUCCUGAAAAGUUUGUCUUCUCGAUCGGUCUGGUGUGUUCCGCUUUUCUAAUGUUUCUCUUCAUCUGGAUUAUUGAAUGUGCUGGUAAAGUGUACUCUUCAAGAAAAACAGCCUGGUUGCUCGGUUUCCCAAGCUCCCUCGGUCUGAUGGUAUUAGCGGUGUGUAACUGCGAGGAGGAACCUAAUCUUCACUACAUUGGGGCUAUUACUUACUUCCUCACAACUGCCAUCUACUGCUUACUUUGCAGCUUCAAGGAACUCAACCUGACCAAGGAGAAGAGAACAGCCUGGGUUACCGUCCGCCAAUUCCUAUCCCUCGUUAACCUGACCUUCAGCCUCGCACUAGGAGUUCUCUUUGCGUUCGGGUAUCAAGGAACCGACUGGGAGGUUGCUUUCAGUGAGUGGACCGCUGUGUGGGCAGCAGAGUUUUAUGUGCUCACUUUCUACUGGGAUCUCGGGGAUGAGUUCUUUAUCGAACAAGUUAAAGAGUUUUUCGGGAUGGAAGUUAGGGACAAUGGUAAAUAUAAGUUAGUAUAUGAUGACGAGUUCGCUUUAGACAUGGAUUAGUUUAUCUUCAUGUUUUUGUAUUAUUAAAUGAUUUAAAUUUAU